CGUUUGUGAGUUCUCGCUAUAAAAGCGAUGGCAUAUCAGUGCGUUGGGACCAUCUCGGAGAAAAGCUCGAGUGUUGCGACAUUUUAGAAGCCAUGACUUCGGUGGGAUUUGUCCUCAUGUCUUACGUCUUCUUCUUCUUCUUCUUGUCCGUGGGGCGAUGCCAGCUUCAAACGGGCUUCUAUGCGUCUUCAUGCCCAAACGCUGAAUCCAUAGUCAAGUCGGAGGUUUCCAAAGCGACGCAGCAGGACUCGAGAUUGCCGGCGUCGUUGAUAAGGCUCCAUUUCCAUGAUUGCUUUGUUCAAGUGAGUGCCACUGGUCAAUUCGUUGAAUCAGUAUUUUUUGUUCCUCAGGGGUGUGAUGCAUCGGUGCUGCUGGAUGAUACGUCGAGUUUUACUGGGGAGAAGACUGCCGGUCCAAACAACAAUUCACUCCGAGGCUUCGAGGUCAUCGACACGAUCAAAACGUCUCUGGAGAGCAGCUGCAAGGGAGUCGUGUCGUGCGCAGACAUCCUCGCCAUUGCGGCUCGUGAUUCCAGUGUCAUCACGGGAGGACCUUCUUGGGAUGUGAGGCUGGGGCGUCGAGACAGUACCACGGCCAGCCUGAGCGGAGCUAAUUCACAGAUUCCAUCCCCUGCUUUCACCGUUAAUCAGCUCAUAUCCGCAUUCACGGCCAAAGGCCUGUCAGCGGAGGACAUGUUCACCCUCUCAGGGGCUCACACAAUCGGGCAGGCUAAGUGCAGCAGCUUCAGCGGCCGACUGUUCAACAACAGUGGCAGCGGGCAACCGGACCCAAGCAUCAGGCAGGGAUUCUUGAAGUCUCUUCAGUCGGCAUGUCCUCAAGGGGGGGACGCCACCGCGCUACAGCCUCUGGACGUGGCAACCGCCACCACCUUUGAUAACCAGUACUACUCCAACCUCCUCCUGGGCAGGGGCUUGCUUAACUCGGACCAGGUCCUCUCUACCACCGUCGGGACUGCCAGGAACUUUGUCAAGGCCUACAGCUCCGACCAGUCCAAGUUCUUCAGCAACUUCGCGGGAUCCAUGAUCAACAUGGGGAACAUCAGCCCCCUCACCACGCCCAAUGGAAUCAUCCGCUCAAACUGCCGGGUCCCCAGCUAGAACGUAAAGCGCAUGCCGAUGGUUAGAAUGGAAUAAAUCACAGAAGACUUUGUUUCGCUGAACGUGUCCAUGCGCCAUUUCCCAACCACCACCUGAUUAAAGAAGUCUGCAGGUGGUAUAUCAAUUUCAUGUAGCAACCAAAAUAUCUCCCCUGGUAAAUUUACUUUUUACAUCUCUAACGAAAAUAUUAUUUUA
This is a messenger RNA of Selaginella moellendorffii, 1313 nucleotides long. Its product is annotated as peroxidase A2. The coding region runs from base 93 to 1118 and encodes 341 amino acids. Gene Ontology annotation, biological process: hydrogen peroxide catabolic process; response to oxidative stress. Lineage: Eukaryota; Viridiplantae; Streptophyta; Lycopodiopsida; Selaginellales; Selaginellaceae. Gene Ontology annotation, molecular function: heme binding; peroxidase activity. The transcript has 3 exons. The record is from RefSeq and is a predicted model, not a curated record.